Molecule: messenger RNA, 2295 nt
Organism: Drosophila sulfurigaster albostrigata
Lineage: Eukaryota; Metazoa; Arthropoda; Insecta; Diptera; Drosophilidae
Product: neprilysin-4-like
Exons: 1
Coding region: 72-2207 (711 amino acids)
Biological process (GO): protein processing
Cellular component (GO): plasma membrane
Molecular function (GO): metalloendopeptidase activity
Source: RefSeq, a predicted model, not a curated record
AGGCGUUCAGUCAUAGGCAAAACUUGCAAUUAGAAACAUCUACGUCUAGUGGGCAUAUAAUUCGCCGUCAAAUGAAUCACUCUCCACGCCGUAUACUAUACGGACUUACGCUGCUGCUGCUGCAUCUGGCACAUAAUGGAUCGGCAGCGCCAGGGAAACUUCAGAGAGAUACAGACUUGAUCUCUGGAAGUCAGAGAGGCAGUGAAUAUAUUGAUAGAGUAAUGCGUCACGCAAAAGCAGCAGAGAUGGCGAGCUUCAUGAAUGAGAGCUACGAUCCGUGUGACGAUUUCUACGAAUUUGCCUGUGGCAAUUGGCCUAGGGUUAAUGGGGUCAGAGCCAACAAAUUAUCUACUGGAUUCUUCGAGCGAUUGGCCGAUGGCCUUAAUCGCAAAGUGAAACAUAUGCUUGACACAGAGAAUAAGCAACUGGACACCGAAGAGGACAAGCAAGUGAGAAAUUUUUACAAAUCCUGCACAGCCAUUACUGCCAUCGAUGAAACCUAUCGCAACAAAUUGAAGGAAGUAAUUAGCAGCUUCGGAGCGAUGCCAGCUCUAGAAGGAAGUAAAUGGAAUGAGUCGGAAUUUGAUUGGAUUGAAACAAUUGGCCAAAUCGCUUUCACCUAUGGUCAGACGAUCAUAAUUGGUGUUGAGGUUGCCACUGACUUGGCCAACAAUAAAGUGAACAUGGUGUACGUUUCUCAACAGGCGUUUCCUCUCGAGGUGCGUGGAAUGUAUUUAAACAAACACACGGAAAUCUAUCGCUCAAAGUAUCGCGACCUCAUGGCGAAAUAUCUCAACUACUAUCUGAACAUAGACAGAAAAUUAGCAUACUCAACGGCCACGGAACUGAUGGACUUUGAGGUGGAGCUGGCCAAAGGACUGAACAGUGAAAACGAGGUCUUGGACUUAGAAAAGGAAUCAAACCUGACAACUAUUGCCGAGAUGCAGAAACUCUAUGGACCCACACUAGACAUACAGCGCUUGGUUAAUAUAUCCCUAGACCAGAAGAUAACCUCAGUUUAUGACCUUCUUCCGCAGUAUAAAAUCAAUCUUGUCAAAGUUAUUCAACGCACUCCGAAACGAAUUUUGGCCAACUACAUCUUCUAUAGGUUGCUUGAUGCGCUUAUGCUAGACGUGGGAGCCACAGAGUCACGACGAAAGAGCAAUUGUCGAUCCAUGACUCACAAAUACUUUGCCAAGUUCUUGGACAACAUGGUCUACAGGCGGCAUAAUAACGGCGACACUGCCGCUGAUGUGGAGCUCAUGUGGAACGAGAUGCAAAAGACUUUCAAAGAGAAACUGCAGUCAAAUGCAUUUUUGAAAUGGAUAAGUCCACAAACCAGAGAAUUGGCCGUUAAAAAGAUGACAGCAAUGAAGCUGGAAAUUAACUCGUAUGCUAACCAAGAUCUUUCCAAGGAGUUCGAUAAUAUUCAUGUGUCCGAGCAUGACUACAUUGAGAAUCUAUUGCACAUAUUUAAGGAUGCCGCAUCUACUUCAAGGCAGCAAAUCAAUAAGCCUGCCAAACCUCUGGAGGAUGGCGAGUUGCUAAGUUUCACGCCGGCCAACAUCCUGGUGGAGAACGUCGUCAAGGUGCCAGUGGCAGUGUUGCAGCCCUAUUACUUGUGGGCUUCCAGUUAUCCCAAUGCCAUAAAGUUUGGCACUUUGGCGGCACUCAUUGGACACGAGAUCAUCCAUGGAUUCGAUAUCAGUGGCAGCAAGUUCGAUGCUCAGGGCAAUCUCAAUGACUGGUGGGACGAGGUGUCCAGAAAUAAUUUUGCCAUUCGUCAUCAAUGCUUUAAGGAACAAUACAGUAAUUAUUCAUAUUACGGCAAAAAGCUGCCUGAGUCAGAUGAGCAGUCGGAGAAUAUCGCGGACAACGGCGGAGUGCGACUUGCUUUUGAUGCCUAUCGCAGGUGGCAGCAAGCACAGGAUUCCUCGCUCAACGAUCCUGGAAGCAGAUUAAGCCACAAGGAGACGCUGCCCACUCUGAAUUACACCAGCAUGCAGCUGUUCUUUAUUAGCUAUGCACAAGUCUGGUGCUCUGAUAUCGAUCCAAAGCUAAGCAUUAUACAAGUGGACACGGAUCAGCAUGUCCCAAGCAAGUUCCGUGUGCUUGGACCACUUUCCAAUUUUGUUGAGUUCUCCAAGGAGUUCCAAUGCGCUCUUGGCACAAAGAUGAACCCAGUUCGCAAGUGCGAGAUCUACUAAAUAGCCGCCGUCUCUAAAUUGUUUAAUCACCAAAAAACCUAUGUAGUUAAAAUAUAAUUUUCAAAUAAUAACAAAAGCUUAUCACAGA